Mucor mucedo is the source of this 2102-nucleotide messenger RNA. RefSeq lists its product as uncharacterized. The record is from RefSeq and is a predicted model, not a curated record. Gene Ontology annotation, cellular component: U2-type catalytic step 2 spliceosome; precatalytic spliceosome; post-mRNA release spliceosomal complex. NCBI's taxonomy places the organism in Eukaryota, Fungi, Mucoromycota, Mucoromycetes, Mucorales, Mucoraceae. The transcript has 5 exons. Gene Ontology annotation, biological process: mRNA splicing, via spliceosome; spliceosomal complex assembly. The coding region runs from base 4 to 2058 and encodes 684 amino acids. Gene Ontology annotation, molecular function: protein binding.
AUAAUGGAUCCUAAAGAGACAACAAGUGGUUUCGGAAAGAACCCCAGACCCCCCAAGGUUAAAAACAAGAGCGCUGCUCCUGUUCAGAUUACAGCCGAACAAAUCUUGCGUGAAGCUCAUGACCGUCGUCUCGAACCUACUCAUAACAUUCCCCAACAAAAGAUUGCGGAUUUAGAAGAACUGUCAGAAUUUAGACAACGUAAACGUAAAGAGUUUGAGGAUAACAUUCGUAAGAAUCGACUUAAUAUCAGUAAUUGGAUUAAAUAUGCCUCUUGGGAAGAAAGUCAAAUGGAAUUUCAACGUGCUCGAUCUGUGUUUGAGCGUGCUUUAGAUGUUGAAUGGCGUAACAAUGCACUUUGGUUACGUUAUGUAGAUAUGGAGUUGAAGAAUCGUAGUGUCAACCAUGCGCGUAAUUUGCUCGAUCGUGCCACCACUUUGUUACCUCGUGUCGAUCAGUUCUGGUACAAAUAUACCUACAUGGAAGAAACUUUGGGCGACGUUCCUAAAGCAAGAAAUGUGUUCGAACGUUGGAUGAAAUGGGAGCCUACUGAGAAUGCCUGGAUGGCUUAUAUCAAGAUGGAAUUACGAUACGACGAAAAGCAACGUGCUCGCGCUAUCUAUGAACGUUUUGUCAGUAUUCAUCCUGAGCCUGCUAAUUGGAUUAAGUGGGCAAAAUUUGAGGAAGAACACAACAAUUUGAACAAAUGUAGAGAAAUUUAUACUGCCGGUCUCGAGUUUUUAGGAGAAGAGAAAUUAGAUCAGAAAUUACUCGUGGCAUUUGCGAAAUUUGAGAUUAAAGCUAAAGAGUUUGAACGUGCACGUGUCAUCUUUAAAUAUGGUUUAGAUCGUCUUCCCAAAUCAAAAUCACAGUCAUUAUACAACCAAUAUACUAAUUUCGAAAAGCAAUACGGAGAUAAAGCCGGUAUCGAGGAUGUGGUCAUUGGUAAAAGACGUGUGCAGUAUGAACAAGAAAUCGAAGCCAGUCCCAAAAACUAUGAUAUCUGGUUUGAUUAUGCCAAAUUGGAAGAAUCUGCUGGAGACCCAACUCGUGUUCGUGAAGUAUAUGAACGCGCCAUUGCGCAAAUCCCCCCUGCGGAGGAAAAGAGAUUCUGGAGACGUUAUAUUUAUUUGUGGAUUAAUUAUGCUCUCUAUGAAGAGCUCGAAAGUCAAGACAUGGAACGAACAAGACAGAUUUAUGAUCAAUGUAUUAAACUGAUACCACACAAAAAAUUCACAUUUGCCAAAAUCUGGCUGAUGUACGCUCAAUUCGAAAUUAGACAAAUGCAAGUGACUCAAGCGAGAAAGUUAUUAGGUAGAGCAAUCGGUACAUGUCCGAAAAACAAAUUAUUCAAGGGUUAUAUUGAUUUGGAAUUCCAGUUAAGAGAAUUUGAUCGUUGCCGAACCAUCUAUACAAAAUAUCUUGAAUAUGAUCCUUCGAAUUGCUCAGCAUGGAUUCAAUUUGCAGAGCUUGAAAAGAACGUAUUGGAUGAAGUUGAAAGAGCUCGCGCCAUUUUUGAACUUGCUGUUUCACAAGCCAAUCUUAAUAUGCCAGAACUACUAUGGAAAGCAUACAUCGAUUUCGAAAUCGGAGAAGAGGAAUACGAAAAGACGAGGGAUCUUUAUUACCGCUUGUUGGAGCGCACUGAACACGUUAAGGUUUAUAUUAGUUUUGCACAAUUCGAGUUAUCUAUACCUUAUAAAGAUGGAAAUGGCGAAGGUGUCACUCGUGCCCGAACCAUCUUUAGUAAGGCAUAUGAUAAGAUGAAGGAGAAGGAUCUUAAAGAAGAGCGUGUUAUCUUACUUGAAGCAUGGAAAGAAUUUGAAGAGAAUUACGGUACAGAGGAAACCAAGGAGGUUGUCAAAAAGAAGAUGCCCAAGGUGGUUAAGAAGAGAAGAAGAGCUGCUGACUCGUCUGAAGAUAAUGUUAUCUGGGAAGAAUACUUUGACUACAUCUUUGCUGAUGACGAAGUUCAAAACCGUUCUCUUAAAUUCUUGCAGAUGGCCCAGGCCUGGCAAGCAAAGCAAAAGGAAUUGGAGGAAAAUAAUAAUGAAUCAUAAAAAUGCCGAUAAUAUAAUAAAGGAUAUAAUUGUUUUUUUUUUUU